Penicillium waksmanii is the source of this 1842-nucleotide messenger RNA. Its product is annotated as LIM domain-binding protein. Bases 1 to 1842 code for a protein of 613 amino acids. The record is from RefSeq and is a predicted model, not a curated record. Lineage: Eukaryota; Fungi; Ascomycota; Eurotiomycetes; Eurotiales; Aspergillaceae. Gene Ontology annotation, cellular component: transcription regulator complex; nucleus. The transcript has a single exon. Gene Ontology annotation, biological process: positive regulation of transcription by RNA polymerase II; negative regulation of transcription by RNA polymerase II.
AUGAUGCAGCAACAGCAGCAGGCACAGAUGUUUCGCCAGCGGGUCAUGAUUCAGCAGCAGGCACAGGCACAAGCACAGGCACAACAGCAGCAACAGCAACAGCAGCAACAGCAACAGCAUGGUCUCCCUGUUUCGUUACCAAAUGGCACACAGGGGCUCAAUGCUGCCCAGAUGGCUGCGAUGCAAGCGAAUCCUAGAAUGAACCAAGUCAACAUGAUGCACCUUCAGCAACAGCUUCCUCAUGGCCAGCAAGGCCUUUCGCAGCAGCAGAUUAUGGCUAUCCAGCAGGCGCAACAGCAGCAUGCGCAGCAGGCGGCUAUGGCAAACAACGGACAACCCGGCCAGCAUACCCCCCAACGUGCUUCUGCGCAACCCCCGAGCAUGCACGAGACCCAGGCUGGGACACCACAGUCUCAACAUGGCGCACUGCCGCAAAGCGGAACUCCCCAACCGAACCAGCGAGCGCAAACCCCUUCGACACAACCACCGCAAUCACAGGGCCCUCAGCAAGCCCAAGCGACGCCAAACCCUCAACCCCAGCAAUUACCCCAGUCUCAGCAACCUGGCCAACAACAACCCCAACCCGGUCAGCAACAGCAGCCUCAACAAGGACCUCAAGGCCAACAGGGUCAGGUAUCAGGCCCGCCAAGUCAACAGGCCUUGGCUGCUCAAGAAGCUCAAUUUAAAGCCCAGCAACAGACUCAGGCUGCCAUGAUGAUGCAACAGCAACGGUUAAGCAGGCAGGGCCAAGCUACUCUGUGUCUCCAUUCUUACGCAGAGCACCUUGGGAACUUUGCAAGCCGUGGCGAGGCGACCGACUUCAUGUUCUGGCAUAACUUUGUAGAGAAAUUCUACUCUCCCGGCGGAGUGUUGCGCCAGGGCGUUUGGAGCACCCAAGGGGGGUCAAAGCAAUUUGAGAUCUCCACUCCCGCGCUCGCGAGAUUUUAUGUCACACAAUUCAACACCGGUAUCAAGCAGAUUCAAUUGGUUGUCGAGGGUGCUCGUGAACGCGACUUGCCAAAUGGCGGACAUAUCGUGGAGGCCCCAAAGGCUUAUUUCAUCUACUCGUUCACCAAUGAGUGCCGACUAUUCACACAUGGUCACCUUCGUGCAUACUUUGAUGUCAACAACAAGAUUGAUAUGCUGGACUUUACCGUCACCGGCCACGAUGAAUAUGUCCCACGGUCUAUGCUCCAGUCUCUCGAGGCGUCGGAGCAGAAGCAGAGCCCGAAGGCGACUAAAAACUCCGGAAAGCGAGCGCAGAAGCAAGCGCCGAAUUUCACGCUACCAGAGUCGAUGGUGACCCCGAACGGCGUUCCCAGUGGGGUGUUGGAUUUCCUCGAGAUGGCAGAAACCAUCUCCCAUAUGCAAAUGCUCUUCAACUUCUCACAACAGAACCCGAACCUCUCCCCACCCGAAGCCCUCCGCAACCUCGUCAACACCCUUCACACGCAGGGCCCAACCGCCCAAUUUGCGACCCCAAUGAAUCCUGGAAUGCAGCCUAUCCCUCGCCAACCCAGCAUGAAUGGUCCUUCGCAGUUCGCCUCUCCUGCUAUGGCCCAUCUUGGUCUCCCCGGGGCACAAGGCUCGCCCCAUCUGACCGGUUCAGCACACGCGAGUCCUGCCCAGAGCCAGAUUGCCGGUGCUCCCGGAAUGCCCGUUCAGCCGUCGCCGGUCAUCAAUAAUAGCCCCAACAUUGGCGGCAAUAAACGUCGACGUGCAAGUACCGUGAAGAUGGAGUCCGAGGACGGCAACGAGGUGAAUGGCACUGGCGCACAGGGUGCGACCAAAGUGAAAGCCAGUCCUCGGGUACCAAAGAGACAAAAGGGAGCUGCAUCCUAG